Messenger RNA from Helianthus annuus (common sunflower), 1294 nucleotides. RefSeq lists its product as uncharacterized. NCBI's taxonomy places the organism in Eukaryota, Viridiplantae, Streptophyta, Magnoliopsida, Asterales, Asteraceae. Gene Ontology annotation, biological process: response to desiccation. The transcript has 3 exons. Gene Ontology annotation, cellular component: plasma membrane. The coding region runs from base 37 to 693 and encodes 218 amino acids. The record is from RefSeq and is a predicted model, not a curated record.
CCAUCUCAACAUAACAUUUAAUCAAUCUCUCAAACCAUGACAUCCGCAAAACCCUCAACGCCACCGUCGUCAUCUAACUACCCAUACGACGCUAUUCCUUCAUCUCCCCAACCACCACAACCACCACAAAUCUUCAUCCUCUUACCUUUCUCCUCCACCUCCGGCCACCGCACAUGCCGCCGUUACAUCUCCUCCGCCAUCACCGUCCUCCUCCUCGCCGCCGCCAUCUACUUCCUCUGGCCAUCCGAUCCGUACAUAAAAGUCGUCAACCUCCGCCUCGAUCGCCUCAAAGUACACGCGGCUCCUGUCUCACUCGAUAUCGAGCUAGGUGUUCGAAUCAAGGUGCGGAAUCCAGAUGUUUACUCGCUUGAUUAUAAGUCGCUUAAUGUUUCGGUUGAGUAUAGAGGUGAACAGCUAGGGUUUGUGACGUCGGAUGACGGAAGCGUGAAGGCGUUUGGUACUUCGUAUGUGGAUGCCACGCUUGUGUUAAACGGAGUUGAAGUGAUUUCUGAAUCGAUUCAUUUGAUUGAGGAUUUGAUUAAAGGUUCGAUUCCGUUUACGACGACUUCGGAGAUUCGCGGUGGUCUUGGAAUUCUGCUCUUUAAUCUUCCGAUUGAGGCCAAGUUAUCAUGUGAGGUUGUCGUGAACGCGCACAAUUCAACAAUUGAACGACAAGAUUGUUAUCCCGCGUGAGCUAAUGCUAGUCUUGUUUGUGAUCAGUGAUGCACCAGCAAAGACUAUUGUGGCGGCAAAGAAUCAGGCUAUGUUAUAAGCUAAGGUUUUUCGGUAAAUGUUCGUUAAAUUAGUCUCACAUUUCUGCUUCUGUUCUUUGGUGAUCAUUGACUCACAUCUGCUUCAUAUGAUAACUGAUGUAAAUAUAACAUUACACACUCUGGUUUAUAUGCUGUUAUUAGGUUUACACGGUACUGAUUCCUAGUCGUCUUAAUCAUUCAUAUGUAUUCCUGCAUGAUAAGAUUUGUGAAUAUUGAUCACACCGCCUGUUAGUGGAUAGUGUAGUCGUGUUUAGGGUUUCAAACGGCUAGAACCGAGCUCGACAAGGCUCGACUACGCUUGAACUCAACAUAAUAGCUUGAUGAACCGUUGUGAUGCAAGUUUGGGCUUGUCUCGAGGAAGAUUCAAGCUUGAUUUGAGACUUCGAGUAGCUCGGAUAUUUUAGAUAUUGUAAGAGAAAACUAUGCUCGCUUAUGCAAGCUCGAUAUAAGCUCUAUGUGAGAGCUUGAUGUAGUUCGUUCCGAGUGAACUUGAACUUGAAUAACUUGAUAAAAAUUCGACU